GCUAUACUGUACCGGGAAGGCAAGAAAAAACAGCUGAACAACUUAUCAAGUAGAUUUUUAGUUGGACGAAACACUUCAAUCUCAUAGAAUGACUCCAUACUGCACAAAAUAAGAGAGGAUGUAUCGGCUGUAGAUCCUGCUUCAGUCUCGGUGGCGCUCUGCAGACAGGAUGCCGUACCACUGUGUGGCUUAUGGAUGUGGCAAAACUGCUGAAGAUGGUGUGACGCUGUUCAAAUUCCCCAAAGAUUCCGAGGAGUUUCACAAAUGGGAGAAGCAGGUCCAGCGCACCCGCAGCAAGUGGCUCGCCACACCCAACUCUCACCUCUGCAGUGAGCACUUUGGCAAGGAGUACUUUGAGCCCAAGGCACCCACGGGGGCUCUGAAGCUGAGGCCGGGAGCUGUUCCCACAGUGUUCGUCCGUCCUCACUGCUCCUCCUGCAACGGAGCUGGUUGUAGUAAGUGCCUGCCUGCUAUCCAACGACGGGGCAUUGCGGCUGAGCCAAGAGAGCGUAAAAGUACUGCAGAUUACAAUGAAAUGGCGCCCUUACAGUCUGAUGACAUGGAUGCAGGAGGUGAGGAUGGACAUCGCCCAGGAGGAGGGGUGAAGCCACGGGGAAACCCCACAGAAGAACGAGUGGUGUGUGAGAUGUGUGGGACCGCCGGCACUAGUAGCACAUUCUUUUCGAAGAGCAAGCGUUUCUGCAGUACAUCCUGCUCACGCUCCUAUUCAUCCAACUCCAAGAAGACCUCCAUACUGGCACGUCUUCAGGGAAGGCCGUCAAAAAAAGGCACAGUGGUGAACAAGGUGCAGAAAGCCCCUCCGGCUCCUGUGUUACUGGAUGCAUCUGCUGUGGGUUUUGAGUGGGGCGAGUACUUGGAUAAAGAAACAUCUCUGGCUGCUUCUGUCUCCUGCUUCAGACACGUUCCUCUGUGUGCUCAGUGGGACGACAUCGCCGUAGGAAUGAAGGUGGAGGUCCUGAACACUAACGCUGUCCUGCCCAGUAAAGUUUACUGGAUCGCUACUGUCAUCCAGGUAGCAGGAUACAAAGCCCUGCUGAGGUACGAAGGCUUCGAGCACGACAGCAGCCGCGAUUUCUGGUGCAGCCUCGUUUCAGGAGAGCUGCACCCGAUCGGAUGGUGCGCCAUGACCAGCAAGCUGCUGGUGCCUCCACAAGAUGUGAAUCAGAACAUCCCAGACUGGAAAGAAUAUCUGAUGAAGAAGUUGGUGGGAGCCUACACACUACCUGUUGACUUCUACAUGAAGCUGGCGGAGAGCAUGAAACACUCAUUCAGAAUCGGCAUGCGCGUGGAGGUGGUGGACUCCAAAUACGUGAGCCGGACCCGCGUGGCCCUCAUAGACACUAUCAUCGGCGGCCGUCUGCGUCUGGUGUACGUAGACCAAAGCGACUCUCCUGAGAAUAUCAUCUCCGAUUUCUGGUGCCACAUGUCGAGUCCCCUCGUGCACCCGAUUGGCUGGUCCAACAAAGUGGGUCAUGACAUUAAAGCACCUGUGAGCAGUGCAGAAGCUGCUGCCAGUGGUUUUAAGGGUAACAGUGAUAGCACAUUCCUGCUCUUUAAAAAGCCCAGGAUCGUCUACAUGCAGGGAGAUUUCUUUGAGGAAGGAAUGAAGCUGGAGGCCAUCGACCCUCUAAACAUGGGGACCAUCUGUGUGGCCACUGUGCACAAGGUGCUGUUGGAUGGCUACCUGAUGGUUGGUAUCGAUGGCACCAUAUCAAACAGCGGCUCUGACUGGUUUUGUUACCACGCCUCCUCUCACGCCAUCCUUCCUAUAAACUACUGUAAGAAGAACAAAAUCCCUCUCACCGUGCCUCAAGGUUAUGACUCCAAGACCUUCUCCUGGGACAAAUACCUGAAGGAGACCAAAGUUAAAGCUGCACCGACACACCUGUUCAACACUGACUACCCAGGUCAUGGUUUCUCCGCUAACUUGAAGCUGGAGGCAGUGGACCUCAUGGAGCCGCGCCUGGUGUGUGUGGCCACCGUGAAACGCUGCGUGGGUCGACUGCUGCUUAUCCACUUCGACGGCUGGGAGGACGAGUUCGACCAGUGGGUCGACCACCAGUCUCCGGACAUCUACCCCAUCGGCUGGUGCGAACUCACAGGCUACCAGCUCCAGCCGCCCCCUGGACUCGCUGAUGCAGCCGAAAACCAAACACCACGGCACAAGACCACCAAGCCAUUUAUUUACGGGAAAAAGAAAAAAAGGAAUUCAAAGAAGAGACUCUCUCACGACCUAAACAAGGAUGAUGAUGGUCAGCAUCCUGAGGUCACUAGUGACAGUCCUCCACGGUUGGUAGGCCUCAGGCCUCAAGCAGAGCUGCCCCCCAUCCAGCCCAAAAGUGAGCCAGAGGAACAGGAGAUCUUUGCGGUGCAGGUUAAAGUGGAGGAGGUAGAGAUGGAAAUGGAGAUCCCCAACGGUACUCCAGAUAACCCUCAACAAGUCUCUCUGAGUACAGUCAAACAAGAGAAAGUGGGGAAGGAGGGAAGCAGAGUUGAUGGCAGGGAUGAAAUGUCGAAGAGCAAAACUAAGCAGAACACGACGGGAGAGGCUCAAAGAAUGGAGACAUGAGACGAGCGUGUCUGCUCAAAGAAUGCAGAGGAGAACUUCAGAGACUGGAUUACUCUGCCAUGGAGUAAGGUGAAGCCCAUGUGGCAAUAAAGGAAAGACUGAAAAAGACAAACAAAAGCAGCCUGGAAUAUAUUAAGAGCAACAUUAUGGGAGAGCCAGUGCAACUUUUAAAGUUUGUGGGUUUAAAUACUUAAUAGACUAUAAAAUCACAAUUCAUAUGGUUGCCAAGAAACACUAUAGCCAGUUUUGAAACUACCUCAUUUUCUAAUUAAGUUCCACAACAGACUGAUGCCAUUUGUGCAAAUGUGAUUGCUUUUGACGUUAGUUGAGUUGAACUCUUUAUAAUUAA
Messenger RNA from Scomber japonicus (chub mackerel), 2939 nucleotides. It is a transcript of the gene l3mbtl2, whose product is annotated as L3MBTL histone methyl-lysine binding protein 2. Gene Ontology annotation, molecular function: zinc ion binding. The transcript is spliced from 18 exons. The record is from RefSeq and is a predicted model, not a curated record. Bases 170 to 2590 code for a protein of 806 amino acids. Gene Ontology annotation, cellular component: nucleus. Gene Ontology annotation, biological process: regulation of DNA-templated transcription. NCBI's taxonomy places the organism in Eukaryota, Metazoa, Chordata, Actinopteri, Scombriformes, Scombridae.